GUCCUGUCAUAUCGCACCAUCUGAUCGUCCGGCAUCGCUUCGCCGGUCCUGCAUCGGCUGCAUCGGAUCUGUCUGCAUCGGAUAUCUCCUCGCACCAGAUACACCUUUGCUCCAGACACACCUUGGCUCCGGACACACCUUGGCACCAGAUCCAUCUGUCCCUGCGUCCUCCGCCGCCGUUUCCCUUUCGUCUUCGCCGUCGUUUGGUGUCUCCUUUCUCCUUUUGCCGUCCCAACACAGCCGGCUGCUCCGAUACCCCCCCUCUUCCUCUGGCCUCGGUCGUCCUCCUGUCGCCUAUCUCUGUCGCCGCUGUCGCUGUUUAUGCCUGAGACGUCGCCGGCACCAUGUCGAUCCUCCUCAAACGCUCAAACUCCAGCGCCUUGCCGCACACCUAUCGCUCCCACAACUCUCGCUGCACACCAAGUCCAGACGGCCACCCUUCGCCGCCUCCCACUCCCCCGCUGCCGACCCCGCCGCCUCUGUCGUCGCUGAAAUCCAGACCCAAACCGACCGUCUCGAUCCAAAAGUCAAAGUCGGCCAGCGGCCUGCACUCAAAGUACCUGAGUCGUCCGGCCCCGCUUGUGGACUGCAUCUUGCCGGCCUCGCUCUCGGCGGGCUACAACGAGAACCCGCUUACAGGCGCCUUCGAGCCUAUUCCCGGAUGGCCGCUACCGCAGGACGGUAAUGCACCCACCUCGGCUCUGGCGGACUCGCUCAUCUCGAUACCGCUGUCCGAGCAGCUGCGGACGUUUUCCUCCCGGCUCUCCGCCCACCGGGUCAGUCGCAGCAAUCCUCCUCUGCCCCCGCGUCCGGACAAGCGACGGAGCUAUCUCUGGGGAUACGGCCCCAAGCGCCGCCGGGACAAUCCCGAUGACGACGACUUGUAUGGCAUGCAGCGCACCAUCAGCUGCGAGGAGAUCCAGUGGAUUCCGUACGACCCGCCCGAGUCAAGCGAUGGCACCAUGUGUGGGCCCUUCCGUCGUCGCCAGCGAGGAUACAGUUUGCGCAUCACCAAUGCCGAUGUCUCGGCCGAUGCCCAGGAGACCAUCAUCGCCCCGGGCGAUGUCGACCGGUCGUUGAUGGUGUCUCCAGACAACGACUCGAAAGUCGUCUCGCGAUCAAGCACCAUGCACAGUCGGGCAACAGACUCUCCCGCAUCGUUGGCCUCGGGGAUCAAUCGUCCUCCAACCGCCUUCAGCUUUACAGAGUCGCACACCGAGCCCACGCCAACCAUGCUCCAUCUCGAGCCGGUCCAGAAUGUCAAUGCGCUCCUCAAGGAUGGCUACUUUUCGAGCUCGCCCAUCGGGUCGCCCAGCGAGAGCUUGAAGCUUGAUCUCCCGUACUAUCCUGCAGAUAUGCAGUCCUCCAAGGGCUACCAGCAGCCCCCCAUCAGCCCAAAUCCAUCCAUGCAUCGUACCCUUUCUGCCCCCAACAGCAACUUCAAAGGCCCCUUCAAAUCUCGGCGACGGACGACCAACUUUUCCAGAAUCAUGCCGGGCUCCUUCUCGAGCCACGAUUCAGUCGAUCUGUCGUUCCCGUCCCCGGUUCCAUCGACGCGCUCGUCCAUCACCCUGGCCGACAGCAUGCCUUCUGGCGGCCCUUGGCCCGUGACUCCGUCCAGCACCGCGCGGAGUCUGCGAAAGUAUGGGUCGCUGUACCUAGCCAACGACGAAAUCGGCGGGCCCAUGUCGGCCGUGGACGUGCGCCAGAUCGACGAGUCUUUGGCAGCCUCGAUGGCCUCGCUGCCGGACUACCACCGGCCGUACUUUGAAAAAGUCAUGCUGGAGCCGGUCGAGGGCACGCCGCCCGAAAGCAGGACGGCAUGGAAAACGCUGCAGAAAAAGUCCUCGCGCCUCCUCCAGUCGGCACACUUGCUUAUCCCAAACUUUGACGGCGCCGCUGCAACCUCGAGCAGCAUCCGCGAGACCGGCGCCCGCGAUGCCAGUUCGUCGUCUCUAUCGCUUCACCACUAUAAUUCCUCAACAGACUCGCUGCCGUCGCCGAGCCCGAUACAACCGCCUCGCGCCAGCCCUCUGGACCGCCGCUGCAGUCUGGGACACCUGUCGAGCCGCCGGCUGGUCCCAAACUCACAGCUCGAGCAGUGGCGCCCAGAGACGCAAUCUCCGGUAGACCACGGCUUGGCCCGGGAUCGAGACCGAGACCGAGACCGAGACCCAAACCACAGCCGAAACCAUAGCCGAAACCAAAACCGAAACCGGGAGCUGUUGUCUCCGGUCGGAACCCUUCGCAGUAGCUCAUCCACUUUUAUGGACGACCAUGACGACGGCGACGAGAUCUUCCCACUGCGGCAUCAGUGCGAUGGCCCUUGUUUCACACAGGGAUGCACCUAUUCCAGCCCCAAGAUCAUCGUCAUUUCCCAAGAUACCAGCCGCUAUGAUGACGAAGACGACGCCGACGACAAUGGCGAUCAUGGCGAUCAUGGCGACGACGAUGCGGCGCCAACUCGAGGCCGAGCCACGAGCCGACGGGCCCUCGACCAAGGCUCAUCCGAGGUCCGUGGGUUUUAUUCCGAGCGCAAGGGCCUCACCACCAUGAUCCGGGGCGCUAUCCAGCGCAGCCGGUCCUCCAAGCGGGUGAUCUGAAGCUCGGCGACGAUCCGGAAUCCGCCAGAAUCCACUCUUCUCCCAUCCAUCCUCCACCGCCUCGCUCCUCAUCUGCCUAUCGCUCGUGAUAUCCCUCCAUCCAGUUCACUUCUAUUGUCUUGUCUACACAAUCCACGCCAGGCCCUGCAUACGGCCGCACUGUGUAUUUGCUGUGAUAUUUUCUUUUUCUGUUCCCCAUCAGCACUUUGUACCAUCGCCUUUGAAUCCACCCAUUGGGCUCGCAUGUUCGGCCCCUUGCAUAUUCCCGUCCCACGAAUACAAUGUGCUGCUUCAGCGUCCGCCUCGCUGGUGCGAUCGACAGGCCAGCGAGCGCCGAUUCGAAGCAUCGCAUGGAUGUUCGCAGGACACUAUGAAAAAAUUUCUUGUUAAUAAAAUGAGCGAGAACGAAAAA
Messenger RNA from Polychytrium aggregatum, 3015 nucleotides. RefSeq lists its product as uncharacterized. NCBI's taxonomy places the organism in Eukaryota, Fungi, Chytridiomycota, Chytridiomycetes, Polychytriales. The record is from RefSeq and is a predicted model, not a curated record. The annotation marks the transcript as partial. The transcript is spliced from 5 exons.